Panicum hallii is the source of this 399-nucleotide messenger RNA. RefSeq lists its product as uncharacterized. The record is from RefSeq and is a predicted model, not a curated record. Bases 1 to 399 code for a protein of 132 amino acids. Lineage: Eukaryota; Viridiplantae; Streptophyta; Magnoliopsida; Poales; Poaceae. The transcript has a single exon.
AUGCUCACCCCUAGCAGAGCUCCAUUCUACAGCAUCGUCCUAGGAAACGUGGCUACACCACUUGGCUCAGUGGUCCUGCCAGUUACCUCUGGGACGAAGGACAACCAUCGCACCGAGUACAUCAAGCUUGAGGUGGCUGACUUUGAGUCAUCAUACCAUGCCAUCAUCGGUAGACCAGCACUAGCCAAGUUCAUGGCCGUACCCCACUUUGUCUACCUGCUACUCAAGACGCCAAGCAAGACAGGCAUACUCAUGUUUCGUGGCGGCUUGAAGAAGUCAUACGACUGCGACCAUAAGGAGAUCAAGUACGCCGCGACAUCACACGUGCCAGAGCCUUCUGCGGAAGUACUCGCGUCCGUGCAAAAGCUCACCGACUCAGAGAUGGAGAUCUCCAGCUAG